Molecule: messenger RNA, 1246 nt
Organism: Engraulis encrasicolus (European anchovy)
Lineage: Eukaryota; Metazoa; Chordata; Actinopteri; Clupeiformes; Engraulidae
Gene: fgf4
Product: fibroblast growth factor 4
Exons: 3
Coding region: 256-831 (191 amino acids)
Biological process (GO): animal organ morphogenesis; positive regulation of protein phosphorylation; positive regulation of cell population proliferation
Cellular component (GO): cytoplasm
Molecular function (GO): growth factor activity; fibroblast growth factor receptor binding
Source: RefSeq, a predicted model, not a curated record
CUUGCGAGUACCGCCGACCAACAAUACACAACUUCAACGGCAACGAAGUCACAGUCGAGUUCGAUUCAACCUCGGUUGGAACUAUUUACUAAUCGAAGGGACUCCAUACAGAGUCAAUGGAAAAGUCACAGUCGUGCUCGAGACUGACGUUCCGCGUUGUUCGGAUCACUUUGACAAGCGCUAAAUAGUUAUUCGAAGUGACACGCGCCAUUACAACUUACUUUUUGGAGCCCGGGGAUUUCAAUAUCGACUACAAUGAGCGUGAUAUCGGCCUUCUCAACACUACUUGUCCUCGGACUGCUGUCAGUGGAAGUGCGCUCAGCCCCGUAUUCGGUGCGGGCAGACGGCACUCCAGGACGACACUGGGAAACACUUUACACACGCUCAUUGGCUCGUAAUCCCUGGGAAAAAAGAGACAUCAACCGGGAUGGUGAUUAUCUAAUGGGCAUCAAAAGACUCAGACGACUGUAUUGCAAUGUGGGGAUUGGGUUCCACAUUCAAGUCUUACCAGAUGGCAAGAUAAAUGGGGUGCAUAACGAAAACCGAUAUAGUCUGUUAGAGAUCUCACCAGUGGAGAGGGGAGUUGUGACUCUUUUUGGUGUCCGGAGCGGUCUGUUUGUUGCCAUGAACAGCAAAGGGAAGCUUUAUGGAUCUAGUCACUACAACAAUGAGUGCAAGUUUAAGGAGAAUCUUCUUGCAAACAACUACAACGCAUAUGAAUCAGCGGCUCACUCAGGGAUGUAUAUUGGACUGAGCAAGACGGGCAGGACAAAGAAAGGAAACCGAGUGACUCCAGCCAUGACCGUGACACACUUCUUACCCAGAAUCUGACCUACAGGGAUGCUGCCUGCACGUCGGACAGUCAUACCUCAGCUCGUCUAAUGAGAAGUACACACACGGUUGGACACAAGCAGCAAGAAAAUGAAAAGCACUUUUGAACAAUGAGAGAAAGAUAGAAAAAAAGUUUGGAGUAUAUUUAAAUAUGAUUAUUUAAGUAUGUACUGUAUAUUAUGAAAAAAAAUAUUUUAUUUAUUUUCCUGUGAGAUGUUUUUUUAUUACUUAAAAAAACGCGGAGCUGAAAGAAUGGCGGGCAGAGAAUUUUUAAUAUUUAUCGGAGCCGGUGCUGCUAGUUUCUUUGUUACAAGGCCGAUAUUUGGAUGAUCUCACCACAAUAAUGGACUUUUGGAGAGGAUUAUAUUUGCACUGUUUACAAAAAGUGUGGCACGAUGACUGAAGAACUACAUCC